AUGGUUUUUAAUUCAGUUUUAUUUGUAUUUUCAGCGGCUCAACGCGUCGACUACGUUUCUCCACAUCGAGGAAGCCUCAAUGGAGCAACAAGACUGACCAUCACAGGAGCAGAUUUCUCGAAGGCGGAGUUCAAACUGAGUCCUGAAGACGCUCAUCUAGGAAACCUGGUGACUCUGGUGUCGGACACCAAGUCGUUUCCGUGCGACGUGGAGAGAGACUCGACUCACAGGGACCAGAUCAUGUGUUACACCAGAGCCAUGCCACACGAUCACUACAUGGUUUACGUCACUGUGGAUGGAGUUCCUAUUCCUGACCACAACCUGUGUAGAGGACAUUAUAAAUCCCACCACUGCAGCUUCUAUCCCGUCUGGUACCGAACCCCGACCAUCUUCUCUCUGAGUCCAGUCAGCGGUCUGCCAGGAACGCUGGUGAUGAUUAGAGGACGAAUCUACACCAACGUCUACGGAAGCAACACGGACCGAAGCUCCAACGGCCUCAACGUCAGAUUUCUGAGGUCCUUCAUGGGAGGGAUGCCUUGUGAGCUGCUCAAACUGGACUCAGAUGAACUCUUCAACCUAAAGCUGGAUUCUGAAUCUUCUCACUGGGGAUUCAUGAGCUGUAAGAUGACCGGGACGUAUGUCGGUCACCACAACUUGUCUUACAUCCUUGAUGGCGACUUUGGAAGGAGUAAACCCGACAAGUAUCUGUACAGAGUUUCAGCUGAGAAUAAACUCUUCAUGUUCCAGACUUAUGCAGAGGUGACUGGAGUCUCUCCAUCGGCCGGCAGCGUCCUGGGAGGAACUCUGAUCACCGUUCACGGACGAUUCUUCGAUGAAACUGAUCGACCAGCUCGAGUUCUGGUCGGAGGUUGUCCAUGUGAGGUCCAGAGUCUCACCGACGACAGAAUCACCUGCAGAACAUCUGAGCAACCAAACGGCAACAUGACGCUUUAUCCAGGCGGCCGAGGUUUGAAGAUGGAGAUCUGGAACCAAACGAGGCCUCAUCACCUGACCGACAUCUGGAGCUACAACGAGUCCACAUCUGGAUGGACUAAGUGGGUCGACUCGAUGCCCCAGAUCUUCCCUCCGGAGCUGAACUACUUCAGCACUCGAACCAGAGGCUUCCUGGUUCCUCCGACCAGCGGAAACUACAGAAUUUACCUCAACUGUGACGACCGAUGUGAGCUGUACAUGAGCAACUCCAGCCGGCCAGAGAGCAAGGUUAAAGUUGCAUUCCAGCCAUAUUUCGUCUCAAACUUCAAUAAAAUGGACUCUCAAAAGUCAGAUGUGAUGGAUCUGGAGAAAGGAAAAGCCUACUACAUUGAAGUGCUGCAGCAGGAAUACACUGGCAAAGCUGGGCUCAACAUCGCUUUGUUCCGAGAAGAAAGUUCGUUCACAGAGGAGCAGACGGACGACGCCGUCAACGAAGUUCAAGAAAUCGUGGCCAAAUACGACUUCUUGAUGAGGAGCAGCUUCUCUGUGAUUUCCUUCGACUCGUGGCCCGGUAAAACCACCGCGGUUAAAGAGGUCCAGAAGAUUGUCGUCAACAGCAGCUGUGAAAGUCACCUCUGUGGAAACACCUUCUUCAGGAUGAGAUACGGAGACGCCAAGACGGUUCCGAUCCCCGUCGGUGCUUCGGCAGACGUGAUGGAAGCAGCUCUGAAAGACUUGUGGUCCAUCAAACCCGACAGCGUCCAGGUGACCAGACAGGAGGAUGGUCAGACCUACCAAUAUACCGUCACCUUCAACUCUGACAGAGGCGACUUCAAACUUCUUCACUCUGAGGUUUUUACCAAUGACACCAGCAUCACCGUUUCUGAGGUAACCAAGGGCCAAAGCAGCAUGGAGACCUUCACUCUGCUGUGGGGCGGCACCCAGACAAAACCACUCGGCUUCAACGCAUCCGAGUCUGAGGUGCUGUCGGCUCUGGAGGACCUGAUGAAGGCCGAGUGUCCCGACGAGGUUCGAGCCACUGAAGGCGUCAGCGUGAAAUACUUCCAUGACUUUGAAAGUAACACUGAUCAGCUUUGCUUCGCCUACAAGGGAGCGUUGAAGAACGUCGUUGAGAUGAAGUUCACGUAUGUCAACAGCAUAACAUCCAGAGACGUUUCUUUAGUCUGAAGCUCUGAUAAAAUAAAACUACAGCGUUGUUCUCCCCAGGUGGACUACAAAUGUCUGGACCUGCAGAGCUCCCUGCAGUAGUACUUCGGCAGCAGAUACAGUCUGCUGGCUUCACUCCACAGAGACGACUCCGGUGAAGAUUUCUACGUAGACGUUGUUUACAUCGGAAAGACGGCCACCACGAGGGAUGUAAACGCUGUCGUCCUGAAGAGGAGGUCUCCUCCUUUCAAGAGCUCCUUCGAGAUGCUCUCUGUCACCAAAAAGGCCUCAAACGCUUCAAACAUCAGCUACGAGAUCAAAGCUACACCUGCAGAAUGUGCGUUUGGGUUCCCGCUGCUGGAAUUCGGCUUCCUGCAGAAGUCCAACAGCAGCGAGGACUGGGCCGAGUAUAAAGCAGGAGGAGCUAAAGUCAGCAUCAGUCGUCCUCAUCGAGCCUCUGGACCUCUGAAAGGAGCCUUCAGUGCAGAGAUUUACGGGGUCAUAGUUGAAGAUCUGUCUGUAAACAUCAGCGAGGACGAGCUGAAAUACGCUCUGGAGGGAAUCGAGGAAAUGGGACAGAUCAGCGUCGCCAAGAAUGGAAGCUGCAGACGACCGAGCUGGAAGAUCACGUGGCUGACGAAGGCCGGAGCCCAGCCUCUGAUCAAGAUCAACGACUCGUCGGUCGUCGGUGAAAACGUCGAGGUUUCGGCUCGUGAGAAAAUAAAAGGAGGACUGUUGAUCAGAAGCCUGCCAGGAGAUUUCUUCAGGACCGCAGAAAAGGAGCCGCAGGUGGACGUUCACAUCAACGGUAUUCCCUCCAAGUGUUCUGGAAACUGCAGCUUCCAGCGGAAAGAAGAGAAAACUCCAGUUCUGACUGGAAUCAGCCCAAGUCAAGGAUCUGACGGUUUGGGGACGCUCCUGACCGUCACUGGAACCGGAUUCGGCAACGAAAACGCCUCCAUCAUGGUGGGAAAAGCAAAGUGCCGCGUGAGCAGAUCAGCUGAAAGAAUACCUUCCUCUCAGGUGUGCAGACUGAGCAGCUCCAGUGCCGGAACUUUCCCGGUGUCCGUCAGCUUUCCCUCUCUGGGAGAUUCCCGACACGCAGGAGGAAACUGUUUACCGGCUCAUCGUUUCCUCUUCUCCCCGACGACCGGCAGCGUGGCAGGAGGAACCCUGCUGACUGUGAGCGGCUUCGGCUUCAGCCAGAACUCCUCGGUUGCUGUCGGCGGUGUCGAGUGUUUGCUGGUUCAGUCCACCGACACGGAGCUCAAAUGCAGAACACCUGCAGGAGCUGCAGGAUCACAGAACGUCACGGUGUCGGAGGGGAACGUGACUCAGUUGGCCGUCGGCUCCUUCACCUUCGAUAUCAGCAUCACACCUCAGAUCUCCAGCCUCAGUCCUCAAACCACCACCGUCACCGGACGCAGAGUUCUCACCAUCCAGGGUUCAGACCUCGGAGACAACAGCAGCGUGGUGUUGGUGGGAGGGAAGGAGUGCGUCGCCCUGCAGUGGACGUCCACAAACAUCACAUGUCUGCUGCCCGAGCUGCCGCCGGGUCGGCGCAAGGUGGACGUUCAGGUCGGCAACAAGGGAUACCCCCAGACAAGCAACGGUGUGAACGCCACCAUUGAAUACAUCCUGGAAGUCUACAGCAUCUCCCCGUCGUUCGGCUCUUUAAUGGGAGGAACCACGUUGACAGUCUCUGGUUCUGGUUUCAGCAACAACACGUCCGACAACAAAGUGUCCAUUGGAGAUACUCAGUGUGAAGUGACGGUUGCCUCGGAGAAAGAACUGCGAUGCGUCGUUGAGUCGGAGCAGGAGACACACACUGUCACCAACCAGGGAUCUCACCACGUUUAUGGACAGGGAUAUGCAUGGAGUCCUUCUUCACUCACAGUGUUUGUUGGAGACACAGUGUUGUGGCGUUGGGAGGCACCUCAGUUCCAGAGAGUAUGGUAUCGGGUCUUCAGUGUUACUUCUGCAAGUUCCACCGCUCCUGGACAGGGACCGCUCAACAGUGGACAGAAGAGUUCAAAAGGGUCUUACAGCUACCAGUUCACUACUCCUGGUGUGUACCUCUACAGCAGCGGCUACAUAGACAACAAAAACAACAUCCUGCUGCAGGGAGUCGUGAAAGUAAGGAAUCGCACUGACAAGACCAACGAGGUUGCCGUCAACGUGGGAGGCUUUCAGGCCAAACUGGUAGCAGGAGGUUUACGUCGUGUCUCCAGAGCAGCACAGCCGUGCGUCGCCACACCACAGUGCCAGCAGACCAAUCAAACUUCAAAUGGGUUUUCCUACAGCUCCUUGGCCUGCUCCACCCCCACAGUCCUCUCCAUCUCCCCCAACCAGGGCUCGUAUCACCAAGUCAUCCACAUCCAGGGAACAGGCUUCAGCAACAUCACCUGCGCUAAUGAGGUGAAGGUUGGAGAUCAGCCCUGUCAGGUGAUCAACAGCUCUCAUUCAGACAUCAACUGCCAGCUCGCCCCCAACACUGAGCUCCCCACCGGCGUCGCUUUGCCCGUGUCCGUCAGAGUCAACAACCUCGGCAGCGCUAUCAUCCUCGUGAAGAACGAGCUCGACCGUCGCUUCGUGGUUUUGCCCGUCGUUGACUCGGUCUCGCCUCCCAUCGGCAGCACCACCGGCUUCACGAGGCUCCUCAUCCGUGGUUCUGGCUUCUCCUCUGGACAAGUGACUGUCGCCAGCGAAUCCUGCAGCAUUCUGUCGCUGAACUACACUCACAUCCUGUGUGACACCGCUCCGUCUCAGCCGCACACCGGCGACGUAGUUUUCCACCAAGGCCAAAUCCAAAGCUCCUGUCAUUCCAACUGCUCCUUCGUCUACUCCUCCUCCAUCACACCAACAGUUACCGGCAUCUCCCCCGACACUAUCAAUGGCACCACCAACGUCACCAUCUCUGGCUCAGGGUUUGGCAGCAGCGUGGACAUUGUGUCGGUUUCUGCCAGCGCCACAGAGUUACAAGUCACCAGUGUUACCGACGGCAACAUCACAGCGAUGGUUAGCACCCUGCCUGCCGGGUACCACUCAGUCAGAGUUACGGUGAGGAACAAAGGUCUCGCAUCCGGUGUCGUCACCCUGAACAGUCGCGCUCACGCCGUCCUGAACGUCGCUGUGGGCAGUCUGGCAGGAGGAACCCCGCUCGUCUUCACCGGAAACGGCUUUGCUCCAGGAAACACCAGCGUGAUGGUUGGCGGGAAACCCUGUGAGAUUCAGAAGGUGAUGCCGGGUCAACUUCACUGCAUGACGCCUCCUCAUGGCGAAGGAUUGGUGACCGCCAACAUCCGGGUGUCUUCUGUGGAUUAUCCUCCGCUCAACUUCAGCUACUCUGCAGCAAACACUCCGAUCCUCAUCUCCGUCAGCCCUGCCACAGGGCCCAGUGGAUCCGUCCUCACGCUCAACGGUUCAGGGUUUGGCAACGACUCUGAGCUCGUCUCGGUCUCCAUAAAUGACGUCCUCUGCAACGUGUCCGUGGUGUCGGACUCUCAGGUCCAGUGCACGGCAGGAAACAACCCAGGAGGAGCCUACAAAGUGAUGCUGCUUCACCGGGGCAAAGGUUACGCCCAAUCAAACGUCACGUUCACGUACGAACUGAAGAUCAGCAGCGUGAUGCCCAACGAGAGUGGUUUUGGUGGCGGCAGACUAACGACCAUCCGAGGCUCUGGGUUCUCAAACACAACCGUAGUGAAGAUCUGCGACCAGCUUUGUGUCGCUGACCGAGAAACGUUGACGUCGACCCAACUGCACUGUGUUCCUCCACCCAACAACGGAACUCAGUCGAACCUGAGCUGCGAUGUUUCCGUCAUCAAUCCGCUGAGCAACGUCACCGUGUCCGGCGCCUUCACCUACAGAUCUCAGCUGACUCCGGUAAUCAACGCGGUUUCUCCACGCCGAGGAGGCACCGCCGGAGGCACCAGGCUCACCAUCACCGGCUCUGGUUUCAGCUCUGACGUCAGCAAAGUGAACGUGACGAUCGCAGGUUCGGUGUGUGACGUUCAGUCGGCCAACAACACUCACAUCGUCUGUGUGACCAACUCCCAGAAACAGUCUCAGCAAACCAAAGUCAGGGUGAACAUCGCAGACAAAGGCCUCGCCAAGAUGGAUCACGCAGAUUUCUUCUACAUCGACGUCUGGUCGUCCAGGUUCACGUGGGGAGGUCUGUCCGUUCCUGAGAACGGCUCCUUCGUCGUCAUCACCAAAAACCAGACCGUCCUUCUGGACAUCAGCACCGCAGUGCUCAAAAUGCUCCUCAUUCAAGGAGGAACGUUGAUAUUUGACGAAGCCGACAUCGAGCUGCAGGCAGAAAACAUCCUGAUCACAGACGGUGGGCAGCUGCAGAUCGGCCAGGAGGGGGCGCCGUUCCAGCACAAAGCCAUCAUCACGCUUCAUGGACACGUGCGAUCACCUGAGAUUCCUGUUUAUGGAGCCAAGACGUUGGCUGUGAGGGAGGGUGUCCUGGACCUGCACGGUCUUCCCGUCCCUGUCCCCUGGACUCACCUGGCCCAGACGGCAACCAGUGGCUCCGUCACGCUGACCCUGAAGAAGGCCGUGACGUGGAAAGUCGGAGAUGAGAUUGUCAUCGCCUCCACCGGCCACAGGCACAGUCAGAAAGAGAAUGAAGUGAGGAAGAUCGCUGCCGUGUCAGCCGAUGGAAAGACUCUCACCCUGGACAGACCUCUGAACUACACCCACCACGGGGUGAGCGUCACGCUGCCCGACGGCACCGUGUUCGAAGGCCGAGCCGAGGUGGGUCUCCUCACCAGGAACAUCGUGGUUCGAGGAUCCCGAAACCAAGAAUGGACCGACAAGAUUGAAGCCUGCCCUGCUGGCUUCAACACAGGUGAAUUUGCCACACAGACCUGUUUCCAGGGUCGCUUUGGAGAAGAAAUAGGCAGCGAUGAGUUCGGAGGCUGCAUCAUGUUUCAUGCGCCCAGACCCGGUGAAAAUCUGGCAAUCGGCAGACUGGAAUAUGUUGAGAUCUACCACGCCGGACAGGCCUACAGGCUGGGACGAUAUCCCAUCCACUGGCAUCUGAUGGGAAACAUCAGCUACGUGUCGUACGUUAGAGGCUGCGCCAUCCACGAAACCUUCAACCGGGCCGUGACCAUCCACAACACCCACCGGCUGCUGGUGGAGCACAACGUCAUCUACAACAUCAUGGGCGGCGCCUUCUUCAUCGAGGACGGCAUCGAGACUGAGAACAUCCUGCAGUACAACCUGGCGGUGUUCGUCAAACAGAGCACAAGCCUGCUGAACGACGACGUCACUCCUGCCGCCUACUGGGUCACCAAUCCCAACAACAUCAUUCGCCACAACGCCGCCGCAGGAGGAACCCACUUCGGCUUCUGGUACCGCAUGCAUGAGCACCCUGAUGGCCCAUCCUAUGACAAAAACAUCUGCCAGAAGAGAGUUCCUCUGGGGGAGUUUCUCAACAACACCGUUCACUCUCAGGGCUGGUUCGGACUGUGGAUCUUCCAAGACUUUUUCCCAAUGAAGACAGGAGGCUGCAGUUCCAAGACCCCCAAGCCCGCCGUCUUCCGUUCGCUUACCACCUGGAACUGUGAGAAAGGCUCUGAGUGGGUGAAUGUGGGUUCCAUACAGUUCGAGAACUUCCUCAUGGUCAACAACGAGAAAGCCGGCAUUGAAGCUAAACGAAUUUUCCAGUGGGCCGUGAAAGGCUUCGGAGAGGACGGCGGGGCGACGAUGUCCAACAGCACCAUCGUGGGCUAUUUGGAUGAGCUCAGCCAGGGGAAGAGCAACUGCACCCGUCGCGGCGUCAUUGCGCCUUUUGACGACGGCUUGAGCGUCCUCAACACCAAGUUCAUCAACUUCGACCGGAAGUCCUGCGCAGCCAUCGGGGUGACCUCAAUCGAUGGGACCUGUGUGGAUCGGUGCGGUGGCUGGGCGGUCCAGUUCCGUGGCAUCCAGUACUUAAACUCACCCAACAAGGCCGGGUUCAGGUGGGAACAUGAAGUGCAGCUGAUAGACACCGACGGAUCCCUCACAGGAAACAUCAACCACAAAGUGGUGCCGAUGAGCCCCCUGCUGGAUCCGGCUCACUGCUCCCAGAGUGCAGAGUGGAGCGUCGGUUUCCCCGGAGCCGUGUGCGACCACACCGUCGACUUCCACCGCCUGGCGUUCAAUGAUCCUUCACCGAGCUCUCUGAAGGCCAAGGACGUCGUCUUAACCAACUCACAUGGCUCCAGCGUGAUUCCAUUUCUGAAGAAGAGAAUGACUCAUCCACUUGGCUGGAUGGCUUUGCUGCCCUCCAGACAAACAUACAACUGGUACUUCGACAACGUGGACCAGGUCACCAACAUCACCUACAACGGAAAGUUCUACGGUUUCAAGCCUGAUCAGUUUGUCAUUAUCAACCACAACUUCACUCAGAGUCCAGACAGUUUCAGAAUCAUCGACAGGAGAAACGGAUCGUCGACGCCGCUCAGCUUCAGCAGCAACAAGAACGGAGACUGGUACUUCGACAACAGCACCAACGACCUCUACUACAUCGUAUCCGGGAAAACAAACCAGCGGCGUCGACGAAGCACCGUCGACCGAUCCAUGCUGGACGUUGGGGUUAACUUUGCGGUUUAUCGCUGCUUCUUCCCCAAAUGCAUCCGUCCACCUCCGCCUCCUCCGGCCACCAUCGCCCCCCUGCCCGACAGCCGGCCUGACGACUUCAUUCUGUGGUCUAACGCCUCUUUCUGGAAUAAUUCGGCUGAGAACAACAACACGGUGCCAGCAGAGGGCGCCGACGUGGUCGUCCCUCCAGGGAUGUGGGUGGUUCUGGACGUGGACACGCCUCGUCUCAACAAACUGACGGUCAUCGGAGUUCUGGAGAUUCCCGACUCCAUCAACACUUCGUCCAGCAGAUCGGCUCGAUCCACUCCACAGUUCAGGAAGGUUGUUAUCGACGCCGUUUACAUCUCCAUCCAGGGCGGCCGGCUGAUCGCAGGUUCACAAGGCAAACCGUUCAGAGGUGAGCUGGAAGUCAGGCUGAGGGGAAACCACAAAACUCCUGACUGGCCUCUUCCCAACGGACCCAACCAGGGAUCCAAAGUCCUCGGUGUGUUUGGGACUCUGGAGCUUCAUGGAAAACCUCACAACGUUUAUCACACUAAGCUGGCCGCUACUGCUGCCGCUGGAUCCAACAUUCUGACGCUGACACAGCCGGUCGACUGGCAGGUCGGAGAUGAAGUCGUCGUCUCUACAACCAGCUACAACACAAACGAGACAGAGAAACGUCAGAUCACCGCUGUGUCAGCCAACGGCCGCGUGCUGACCCUGAACCACAGUUUGGCCCACACACACAUCGCUGAGACUCACUCGGUGUCGGGUUCAUCUCGGUCCUACACUCUGGCUGCUGACGUUGGUUUGGUGACCAGAAACAUAAAGAUCGUGGGUGAGGAUUAUCCUCAGAUGGUGGAGGAGUCGUUCGGAGCCAGACUGCUGGUCGGCAGCUACUCCUGGGAGGGAAUCGACUACAGAGGCAAAGCUCAGAUCAGCAACGUGGAGUUUUAUCGCUCUGGUCAGGAAGGUUGGACCGACUACAGUGACCCACGAUACUCUUUGGCCUUCGUCAACCUGGGACAGGUUUCAGGAGGAGAGUCGUACGUUAAGGGUUGUGGUUUCCACGACGGCUUCUCUCCGGCCAUCGGCGUCUUUGGGACCGAGGGUCUGAACAUCGAUGACAACGUCGUUUAUCACACCGUUGGAGAAGCUUUCAGGAUUUGGGGUAAUAAUAUAACCGUGAGGAGGAACCUGGUGAUGAUGUCACUCUGGCCGGGAUCCUACCAGGACAGAGAGGAGUCCUUUAACUUUGACUGGAACGCUGCUAUCGAGGUCAACGAAGGGACAAACGUCGUGCUGCAGUACAACAUCGUAGCGGGUUAUGAGAGAGUGGCGUAUCGCAUCGAUGGAGAACCAUGUCCAGGUAAUGUGAAUAACAACGAGAAGUGGAUUGAUAACGAGGCCCACAGCGGUCUGUACGGAGUCUACCUCAACAAAGACGGUUUGCCCGGCUGCAGCCUCGUCCAGGGUUUCUUCAUCUGGAGGAGCUUCGACUACGGCAUCUACUUCCAGACCAUCAUGAACAUGGUUAUUUCCAACGUGACGCUGGUGGAUAACGGGAUGGGCAUCAUGCCGCUGACCUUCGCUCCUCCUUCGCUGUCUCACGCAUUCGCUGAUAAAACUGUGAAAGUCCAGAACUCGCUGUUUGUUGGCAGCAGCCCGAACUUCAACUGUUCGCCCGGUUUGGACUUCUCCGACUUUAAUUUGGCCACCAGCGCCAGCCAUCGGGCUCCUCGACCUCCGAAAGGAGGCAGAUCUGGAGUCUGUUGGCCAAACUUUGCUUCCGCACACAACACUGCCCCGAAAAAACCCCACCACCUGAACAUGAACUACAACGCCAUUAAAGGCCUGAUGACCGUCACAGACACGACGUUCGUAAAUUUCCGAAACGUCUGCUCCGGUGAGGCGAACUUCAUGUUCAUGACCAACCCUCUGAAUGAAGAUCUGCAGCAUCCGGUGGAGGUUUCAGGACUGAAGAUCAUUGACAGCACAGAGGAAGCCAAAAUCUUUGUCCACAGGGCUGAUGUGGGUAAAGUGAACCCUGCCGACUGCGUGGACAUGGAGUGUGAUGCGAAGAAGAAGACGAUGCUGAAGGACUUGGACGGGUCGCUGCUGGGAGCAGUGGGAGCUGUGGUGCCCCAGUCCGAGUUCGAGUGGAACGGAGAUCCCAGGAGGGGCCUCGGCGACUAUCGCAUCCCCAAAGUCAUGCUCACUCACCCCAACGGCAGCCGAAUCCCAGUGGACCAGAUCGCUCCAAACAAAGGUGUGAUCAGGAAAAACUGCACCUACGUGAGUUCCUGGCAGAGCUACAUGUGCUUCGAUCUGAACUACAGGAUGGUGGUGAUCGAGAGCCUCGACGCAGACACGGAGACCAGACGUCUGUCGCCCGUCGCUGUGCUCGGAGACGGAUUCGUGGAUCUGAUCAACGGUCCUCAGGAUCACGGCUGGUGUUCAGGCUACACCUGCCAGAAGAGGGUGUCUCUGUUCCACGGCAUCAUGGCCACCGACCACUACUUCGACGUCUUCUUCACCGGCGUCAGUCCGCAGAAGCUCCGCCUCAUGAUGCUCAACGCUGAUCCAUCAGAGAGUGUCGUGGUGUCGGUCUUUUACUCCAAACCCCAGCGUUUGGACGUGUACGUCGACAACGUGCUGGUCGCUCCAACUAAUGCUCAGUGGAACGCUGAUAGAAGUGACUACACCCUGAAGAAGCCGAUAACUCCAGGUCAGUACGUUCCUCAGUUGAACGCCACCAUAGGAACCAACUACUUCGACCAGGACAACAAGAUGCUGAAGGUGACGCUGAGAGGCUCCAAACCGGUGGAGAUCAGAACCGCCCCGGUCCUCGUCAUCGCCUUCAACCUGCCCGCCUUGACCGAGGCUGAGUUCUUCGGCGAAAGGCUGGUCCGGAACCUCGCUACGUUCCUCGGUGUUCCCGCCAACAUGAUCUACAUCACCAAAAUCACCAGGGAGGACGCACGGCGCCGGAAGAGGUCGCUGGGCAUGAAGGUGGAGGUGGAGAUCAAGAGACCUCCGGUCCAGCAAACCACCAACGGCACCAACGAUGAGGAGGACUUUACGUUGCUGAAGAACAUCACGGAUAAUCUGGUUCAGGCGGCGGUUUCCGGAAACCUCAGUCAGUCCAUCGGCUUCAACGUCUCCUCGAUGGCCGUCACCCCACCGCCGCCUUCAUCCUUGGACCCCAGCUGGAGGGAGGUGGCCACAGAGGAAGUGACCAGAGAGGAACCUGAGACGAGUUACGUGGCCACGGUGUCCGACCUGCUGCUGAUGGUGGAGCCGAUAGCCGGAGAGUUCGUCGGUCCUCUUUCCCAGCAGCCAUGUCUGAUGGCCGUGGAUGAGGAGGGUAACUGUGUCUCGGUGGGAGUGACGUCUCUGAUGGUCGCAGCCAGUCUGAAGAACUCCAGUGGAAGCAGCGUGGACGGACUGGAAGGAAACAGCAGCAUCCUGUUCAGCGGCUGCUGGGCUAACUUCACCGACCUGUCCAUCUCCAACAGCGGUGAGAACCUGACGAUGGUCUUCACUCUGAAGGAGUGGGGCGCCAAGUCCAGCGCUUUCUCCGUCAAGAACCGAAACAUCGCCGCCAACACCACCCAGACCCCGACAACCGUCACCCCGAUGACCACCAGCAGGACUUCAACAACCAUCACCUCGAUAACAGACGUCAUCCCGGCGGCCAACGUCACCUCGACCACCUCCGACCCUCGGACCACCGACGGCAGCAUCUUCGCUUCAAGCUCCACCGUUUCCGCCGGCAACCUCUGUCUGGUCAGCGUCAUCUACGCUGUGGCCUGCUGCUCCGACAGCAUCCCCAUCUGUUAGUGUUUAUGAAGGAAAGCUCAACUUUAUUCACUUUAUCAGGAGCCGCUCUGCCAAGUAAAAAAAUAAAGUAUAAACGCAGCAUGAAGGAGAGAAAAAGUGCCUCUAAUUUCUGUUAUUCUAAUUAGAAAAAGGUUCAAAUACAUAAAAGCCUUUUAUCAUUUCCAGAGGCGCUGUUAACACGUCAAAUAAAGAAAAGAUAGAAUUUAAUAAAACAUCACAUGCUGCUGUCAUAGUUUUGCUCAGUUUGCUUCUUGAAUAUUUUGUGCACGUGAAUUUUUUGGUUCUUUCAUGUGUUGUUAAAAUGUAAAUCAGGUUUAAGAUCCAUUUUUAAAAAGUGCAAAAGUCAACUUGAAUCUCCAGGACGACAUGAAGGAUGUACAAAACAGGGUUCCAUUUUAAUGAUUAUAAUUUUGUUUUCAGUUAAUUCCUUUCUGUUGAAGAGAUACAUCAAAUAUUUAUUCACAUGCUUAAAAAAAGAAUGGAUAGAAUAUGAAGGUUUUUUCUGUCUUUUUGGGGUUUUUUUGCUGUUUAGUUUUACGUAGUUCUACAAUAAAUCAGGUGUAAGAUCCAGUUUUUAAAGUGCAACAAUCAACUUGAAUGUGCAGGAAAACAUGAAGGUUGUGAAUGUGAUGGAACCUGUUGCAUUUUAAGGAUUUUAAUCUCUUUUAUUUCAAUAUAUUCUAUUUUUCAUUUCAUUCUGUUGUGGAGACGAUGUUGGAACAUCAAAUAUUUAUUCACCUGCAUCAAAAAAAAUGUAAUUUAAAUGGAAAUCCUACAUGCUGCCAUUGUGUUUUUGUUCAGUUUACAUCCUAAAUAUUUUGUGCACAUGAAGGUUUUACUUUUUGUCUUUUAUGGGGUUAUUUGACUGUUAUGUUUCAUAUCAGGUCUGAGAUCAGGUUUUUAAAGUGCAAUAGUCAACUUAAAUGUACAGGAAACAUGAAGGUUGUGAAUGUGAUGAAAACUGUUGCAUUUUAAUGAUUUUAUUUUAUUUUUUCUUCAAUAUAUUCUAUUUUUCAUUCCGUUCUGUUGUGGAGACGAUGUUGGAACAUCAAAUAUUUAAACCAAAUGUAAUUUAAACCAAAAUCCUCCAUGCUGCCAUUGUGUUUUUCUCAGUUUACUUCCUAAUUAUUUUGUGCACAUGGAGGAUUUUCUCUGUCUUUUGGGGAUUUUUCAUUGUGUGUUUGUUUUGUUUUUUGUUGUUUUACUAUAAAUCAGGUGUGAGAUCUGGAUCUUACUUUUCUUAAAAGUACAACAGUGAAC
Messenger RNA from Acanthochromis polyacanthus (spiny chromis), 13785 nucleotides. Its product is annotated as fibrocystin-L. Lineage: Eukaryota; Metazoa; Chordata; Actinopteri; Pomacentridae. The record is from RefSeq and is a predicted model, not a curated record.